AAAGGUUGUUUAAACACUUGAAUGAAUGUUAACUUUUUUAUAUGAUAAUUCGCGGGCGGGCGGCUCGCUUGGCAAGGAUUCGGCCCCCACCCCCGGCCGCAUUUUUUCCACCACCACGAAGGGGUUGAUUUUUUAAACUGAUGACGCGCUUUCAUUCCGCGUUGUGCAACUUGCCCGCGCGGCUGUAUGUGUACCAUUCGUUGAUAAAUAAAAAAAGAAAAGAAAAAAAAACGUGAACGCUUUGUCGAUAGUGCUUGCUCCUUUUUCGCGCGGCUAUCUCGCUGGCUGUCUAGUUCCGUUCCGUUCUAAACUACUAGUGCAUUUAAAAAAAGUUCGGAAAUAAUACUUUGUGUCGUGAACUUUUGUGGUGGCGAGUUUAGAUAUCAUAACUUUAUAUGCGUUUUGUUUAUGAGUGGUUGUAUUAUAUAGAUUGUGGUAGAGGCGCGAGGGUUAGCGUAACUUGGUCGAUCUCGGCCGCGACUUGUGAAACUUUGGAACUUUGUCGCUCUACGGCGGGGCUAGCGAUUCGGGGCUUCCCCAGUACGGAAUACGGACAGAAUGACUUUAACGUAAAAGUGAAUAGUUAUUUGGUGAAGUUUAGCGAAUUGGACUAAAAAGCUGCGGAUAAUAUGACAUUGUCGUUUCAGGCGGAGUCGGACCGGUCGAGCGGCGCCAGCUCGCCGGAGGGCGGCGCGCGCACGCAGCUAGCAGAGCCGCGCUCCCCCGCGCCCCGCGGCCCCACCCCGCACCAUCAGCACCUGAAUGGCUCCAUGGCGUCGAUGUUCCAAAACCUGCAGAACUUGGCCAACAUGCAGCAGAACAUGCCGCCGAUGUCGCAGCAGCUGCAGCAGCAGAUGUCGCAGCAGAUGACCCAACUCGCUGCCAACCUGCAGGGGCUGACUUCCAUGCCUUCGAAUCCGGUUAUCAACUCGCCGCUUAAUCUUAGCGUUAGUGCUCCAGGCAUGGGGUCACCGACCCCGGUGAGCAGCACCAACAUGCUUCCGCCCGCUCUGCCCUCGCCCAUGCCGCAGCUGAUUCUGGCGUCCGGGCAGCUGGUGCAGGGCAUACAGGGGGCGCAGCUUCUGAUACCGACCUCGCAGGGCAUAGCAACGCAGACCAUCCUAACAAUACCAGUCAACCACGUCAACUCAAACGACCAGAUGGUCAACCUGGCCCUCAACAACGGGCAAGUGGUGUCAACAUCCCUGGCCAACUUACAAGCCAUGGCCCAACCGCACCAGCUGCUCAACUCCAACCAGCAGAACAAUCGACCCAACAUGAUGAACCCGUCAUUGUCCAACGCGUUGUUAAAUCCAGGGCUGCCCAACUUCUUGUCCAACGGGGCGGCGAACGCGCAAGAGUUGCUGCAAGCGCUGCAGCAGCAGCAGCAGCCCCAAAACCUGCUGCAGACGGUGCAGCAGCAGAACAACAUGCCGCCGAUGCAGCAGGGCCGGCGUUCGUCAUCUCCUCGGGAGCGCCACUACAACAAGGAGAGGGAGAACUUCGAGCGGUUCGCGGGAGUGGCACGGGAGAGAAGUGAGAGAGAAAACCAGCAAGGGGGGUCGGCUAUGAACAGUAUUAAUAGGCUCGCAGCAUCGAACGGCGAGAUCACGAUCACCACUUCGCACCCCAGCAACGCGGGCCCCGCCAGCAGCGCGGGCAGCGCGGGCUCCGGGCCGGCUCCGUCGCCGCACCCCGUGAAGCUGUCGCCCGCGUCCGUCAAGUCGCCGCCGCAUGAGGACGAUCUGCUGGCGGACUCGCCUAAUCAACCAACAAUCAGCCAGUCGUCCAGCAACGUUGUCGAUGGCAUCAACCUCGAGGACAUCAAGGAGUUCGCUAAAGCGUUCAAGCUAAGGAGGCUGGGCCUCGGCCUCACGCAGACCCAAGUUGGACAAGCCUUGUCGGUCACUGAAGGGCCAGCUUACAGCCAAAGCGCGAUAUGCAGUGCCCUGGCUUCGCAGAUGCUGGCUGCCCAGCUGUCUUCACAACAACAAAACAUAUUUGAGAAAUUGGAUAUAACACCAAAAAGUGCGACGAAAAUCAAACCGGUGCUCGAACGUUGGAUGAGGGAAGCCGAGGAGAGGUACGCAUCAGGUCAGAACCACCUGACGGACUUCAUCGGCAUGGAGCCCAGCAAGAAGCGCAAGCGGCGCACCUCCUUCACCCCGCAAGCGCUUGAACUGUUGAACGCGCAUUUUGAGAGGAACACGCACCCUUCUGGUACGGAAAUCACCGGCCUAGCUCACCAGCUCGGCUACGAACGUGAAGUCAUCAGAAUAUGGUUCUGCAACAAGCGGCAAGCGCUCAAGAACACCGUCAGAAUGAUGUCAAAAGGCAUGGUCUAAAUUUACAACCGAAAAAAAUAGGCAUUUUAAUAUCUCAACCUUUGCCUAUUCAAAGUUUAGAGAUGGGUGGGUUUAGUUUAUCGAUAUCGACUAUCGAUCCUCAUUUGAUUUAAAAACUUUGUUUGUAUAAUUUUGCCUCAUUUAUUGUUAUUAAUUAGGGAGGAGUUUGAAAGUGUCUUUGUUUAGAAUUAACGGUCACUUACGAAUCUCAUGUGGUUUCAAAAGAUAGGACAAGUAUUAGGUAACUUUAAGUGAAUUAAAAUAUAAUUCAAAUAUCGACUGAUACGAUUGCCGUAUUAAAUGUAACAAUGGUAUGAAUGAGAAUGUCGUAGUGUCAUUUAGAAAUUUAGUACAAAAUUCAUCAUAGGCAGCAUUUUAUUAAUAUUUAUUAUGGUUUUGUUUAAAUACUACCUACCUACAAUUUAAUAUAUUUAAUCAAAUAUUUUUGACUUCGUCCAUUGAUAGACACAGUUUUUCAAACUUCUAUAAAUUAUCAUAAUCCGGUAGGAAAAAAAUAUACAUCAUGAGUGUAUUAGGUACCUUCUUAGGUAAGCAAAAAUAAUAAUGUAGUAAUCGGUGUGAGAAAGCAUUUGUAAUAAUAUUAAUAAUACAUAUUGCAUUUUGUAAAUAAGUAAUAAUUGUCGAUGAUACACUUACGAUGUACAUUAAUUUAUUCAAAUACUCUGAGUUGUUUCGUUCUAUUAGUAAAUGUUGCACUUUAUAGCUUUAGGAUAAUGUAAUUAUCAAUAUAACAAAGUGUAGUUACAUGUGUCUGUCUUAGUAUGGCCUACAGAGAUUUUCGAAAUUUUGUAGGGUUUUGUUAAUAGAUAGGUAUAAAACAAUACAUAUAUUUAUGGUGAUAUCAUAACAAUGUCAUGUAAUGUAAAUAUUGUUUUGCGUCUGUCUUGAUAUAAAUGAGUUUUUAGUAAAUUAAGUAUUUUAUUAGGAAUGUUCUUUACUUUUUUAUAAUUCUAUCAUUGAUGCAGUAGCUUACUAAUAUGUAUUAUUUCUGGCACUAAAUAUAAGCAAUUACGAUGAUAAAAAAUACAAAAUUAAAUUAACUAGGAAAUCAAUGUUUCAUUUGUGCAUAUUUUUAUAUUACUAAAAAGAAACCUAAUAAAAUUACCUCGCAUUUCGGAAUUGUAGAUUUUGAAAAGAUAAAUUUAUUCAAAAAGUUAUAAAAAAAUGAUUUUAUAUAUCUUAAGUAUACCAGUAAUAUUAAAAAUAUGCACAAAUAAUCGCUCUUCAGAAUUAUAUUAUAUUCAAAUUAUAAUAGCUCUCUAAAUUAUGUUAAUCCGAAACAUACCUUCCAGUUAUCCAUUAUACUUACUAUUUAUUGCACAAAUUUAUUUACUAGAAAAUGAGCAAAAAAUAAAAACAUGUCGACAAAAUAACUGUUAAAGUACCUAACUAAGGACUGAUAAAACCAAAUCAACAUAGGUACCUACUUACAAAAUAUUCCACCAUUCAUUAUAUUCUAUUCCUACAUGUAUUAAACUGUAUUUCGUAGUAUGGCCUUUGUAAAUAAUUAGAAUGUUUUUGACUUAAGACCUAUUGUUAGACAUAAGGCUGUAAUUUAACGUAUUUUAAUGACCAAUGAAAACCAACUUGUGAUCAUUAAUAUUUGUACUGUUACCUACUACUUAACAAGAGUCGUUAAAAAAUAUUAUAAAAUUGAACAUAUUUUUCGGCUGUUGAAAAAUGUAAAUACAUAUUAAGAAUAAAAAAAACUAUUUGGAUUAAUAUUUAGGUAAAAAGGAAAAAAUAUUAUCAAAAUUUAUAUUUUCAAAAAUUAUUACAAAUGCAAAAAGUAUUAAAGGAAUGUUUGGCCAUAACACGAAAUUAUAGCAAAAAAUGGAAGAUUUUUUAUCGACUUUCACACACCACCAAACCCAUAAUAAGCAGUAAGGUAAACAGUCUAACAUCGUGCGGUGCGAGAUUGUACACAACGCUCCAUAUAUUAUAAUAGUGGAAUCAGAUUUAUCGUACAAUGUUUUAACUGUUGUUCUCAUAGUUUAUUUUUCCGUUAACUGUACAAUUUUGUGUCCUAAUGCAAAUAAGCAAUAGAAAUAAUGAGGUAGCUAAUAAUGUUUAAAUACACAAUAGGUAGGUAUUUAUUAGUAAUGUAUGAAAUGAAGACAUUUGAACGACAAACCUGAUUCCUUCACAACCAAUAGAGUAAUAGAGAGGUGCGUAGAACGCUAAGUACAAAAUAUUAUUUAACCAUAAACAGCUAGUCCCGUUACGAAAUAACAUAAUUAAAUGUAAGUGAGUUUUGUAUUUAUAUAUACUUAAACAAGAUAAAUAGCAAAAUCGCACCGCGCCCUGGUUUUCAUAAGUAUUCUGUAAACAGUAUAAUAGUUACAAUACAUUUAAACACAUAACUUACUUCAGCUGUAACACAUAUUCAAACCAAACUGUAACAGUAAUAAUAAUAGUAAUUUUAAUUUAUCUUCCUAUUGAUUGUACUGGACGAAUGAUUAUGGCUGCUGGAUUAUGGAGAAAAGGCAGAAUAAAGGCAGAUAACUGUUGG
Molecule: messenger RNA, 4878 nt
Organism: Plutella xylostella (diamondback moth)
Lineage: Eukaryota; Metazoa; Arthropoda; Insecta; Lepidoptera; Plutellidae
Source: RefSeq, a predicted model, not a curated record